Molecule: messenger RNA, 990 nt
Organism: Penicillium olsonii
Lineage: Eukaryota; Fungi; Ascomycota; Eurotiomycetes; Eurotiales; Aspergillaceae
Source: the annotation of a GenBank genome assembly
AUGCGACCUUCAUCGGGCCGAACUGACAAGUGGUACUCCAUCGUACCUUUGAUGCUUGCAUCCAUAUCCACUGUUGCAGCAGAUUGUGCUCUACCAUCAUCCUACAGCUGGACAUCGACAGAUGUACUAGCAGAACCAAAGUCAGGAUGGGCCUCGAUCAAAGACUUCACUAGCGUGAAGUACAAUGAUCAGAACCUCGUGUAUGCGACAUUUGCCGAUACAGACGGAAACUGGGGUUCUUUGAACUUCGGCCUCUUCUCUAGUUGGGCAGACAUGUCAACUGCAAGCCAGAACAAGAUGACAGCUGGGGCCGUCGCACCGACACUGUUCUACUUCAAGCCCAAGGACAUUUGGAUCUUGGCCUACCAGUGGGCUGCGCAUCCUUUCUCAUAUGCAACUUCAUCGGACCCCUCCGACGCCAAUGGAUGGUCAUCUGAGAAGGAACUGUUCUCUGGCUCUAUCACCGACUCUGAAACGGGUGUCAUCGAUCAAACCCUCAUCGGCGAUGACGAGAACAUGUACCUGUUCUUCUCCGGAGACAACGGCAAGAUCUAUCGGACGAGUAUGCCCAUUGGCGAUUUCCCAGGCUCCUUCGGCGAGUCCUCCGAGAUCAUUCUAAGCGACACCACCGACAACCUCUUCGAGGCUGUGCAAGUCUACACUGUAGGCGAAUCUGGCACAUACCUCAUGAUCGUCGAAGCCAUUGGCGCCAAUGGACGUUACUUCCGCUCAUUCACCGCGGACAGUCUCGACGGGGAGUGGACUGUGCAGGCAGGAACUGAAAGUGCGCCAUUUGCCGGAAAGGCUAACAGCGGUGCCACCUGGACAAACGACAUCAGUCACGGUGAUCUGGUUCGCAACAAUCCCGACCAAACGAUGACUAUCGACCCUUGCAACCUGGAAUUCCUGUACCAAGGCCGAGACCCCAGCAAGGACGCCGAGUAUGGUACCCUGCCAUACCGCCCCGGUGUGUUGACCCUGAAGCAAUAA